Sphaerulina musiva SO2202 is the source of this 2969-nucleotide messenger RNA. Its product is annotated as HCP-like protein. Gene Ontology annotation, molecular function: protein binding. The record is from RefSeq and is a predicted model, not a curated record. The transcript is spliced from 2 exons. NCBI's taxonomy places the organism in Eukaryota, Fungi, Ascomycota, Dothideomycetes, Mycosphaerellales, Mycosphaerellaceae. The coding region runs from base 330 to 2690 and encodes 786 amino acids.
AAUAGAACUCCCUCCUCACGGGGCCCGCCUCUGCCUCUGCCUCUGCCAUCCACGUCCACCUCCACUCGAUGCGCAUAUCACUCACCUCGCCUGCCUACUGCACACGCGACAAGCCUCUGGUCUGCUACUAGACGGCCGGCUGACGCGCGUCCCAGGACCAGACAGACUCCUCGCGAACUGAAUGCGAGCGAGACAAGACCAGCGGAGCGAGCAAGGUUACUAUAAGCACUACUGAACCGCUACCGCCGACCACUGCCCUGCCAGUUUCCCAGUGUGACAGUGUGCCAGUGUGCCAGUGUGCCAGUGUGUCUGCGUAACCGCCUGUCGACAUGGCAAACGGCGCGAGCGACCACAAUCAAAUGGGCGCGACCUUCGUGCCCGGGGGCAACGACGAUUUCUAUAUGCCUCCCGCCAGCCCGCCGCUGGUGCAGCCCGAACCACAACGAGUCAAUCCGGAAAUGCAGAACCAAAUCAGCGUGGGCUUGCACAACCUCGAACUGGGGCCCCACCUCUCGCCCUUUCCGAAACUCGUCAAUCCGGGCCCGAACGUGCCUCCCUCCGACGAAGAGCUCGAAACGCGGCUCGAGAAUGCCCGAAUGCCAGUCCUCAACUCGAAUGACCCGGAGAUGCAGCUGGCAUGGGCAGCCGAUGUGCUCAUGUAUGCUGUGGUGUGUGAAGAGGAGGCAGACCGAGUGGCGUCCAUGAAGCCGCAUAUCGCGCGGCCGGCGACCCCGAGAAUCGAACACCAGCUCAAGACGGACGCCAUGAACAUUGUGACCUUCUUGGCCGAUCAAUACCACCCCCGAGCCGAGUUCCUGCGAGGCAUGUGGCUGGAACGUGGCCAUUUUGGGCAGAGACAGGACAAGAGGGAAGCCUUUCACAGCUACAACCGCGCCGCAGACAAACACUUUGCGCGCGCUGAUUACAGGAUUGGGAUGAUGCAUGAAUCGUACAACGAUCCCGUCAAGGCAUUGCGGCACUAUCAUAAGGGUGUGGCCGCUGGGGACGCCGCCUCGUGCUACAGAGUAGGUAUGAUGACUCUCCGAGGGCAGCACGGUCAACAGCAAGACUACACGAAAGGGAUUUCACUGAUCAGGCAAUCUGCCGAGUGUGCGGAUGAGAAUGCUCCCCAGGGUGCAUACGUAUACGGCAUGCUGCUUGCAAGACAGUUGCCACAGAUUGAUUUACCGGAUUCCUAUCUACCAUUUGACGAAGCUGCCGCCAAAUUCUACAUCGAGAAGGCAGCAAGCCUGAAGUUUGCCAAAGCACAGGCAAAAAUGGGGUCAGCAUACGAGCUGGGAUCUCUCGGCUGUGAAUUCAAUCCAGCUCUAUCGAUGCACUACAAUGCUUUGGCUUCGAAGCAAGGCGAGCCGGAUGCGGACAUGGCGCUCAGCAAGUGGUUCUUAGUUGGCUCAGAAGGAUUGUUCGCCAAGAAUGAAGAACUGGCAUAUACCUAUGCUGAACGAGCCGCGGCGACUGGACUUCCUACUGCUGAGUUUGCCCUGGGGUACUUUAACGAGAUCGGUAUGUACGUGCCAGUCAACCUGGAGAAGGCCCUGGAGUGGUACGAGAAAGCUGCGAAGCACGGCAAUCAAGAUGCAGGGGGGCGGAUUGAAGGCCUGAAGAGGAAAGAGGUGCUUAACAGACAGGACCACGAAAAGGUCGCACUGAACAGAAUCCGCUCUACGCAUGGAUCCAUGCGUGGGCAGCAGCCAGAAAGCUUGCGGUCCAAGCAGGACUCUGGUCUCGGUGCUGUCACUGAGACCUACCAACCUUACAGCAAUGGUGCUAGAGCAGUACAGUCACCAGGCACGAGCACAACCCCAUACCCGGCUCAUGAUGGGCCACCGAGGACAGAGACUCGAUCGAAGUCUGUAGCCCCGUAUCCUAUGGCGGAUGGGCCUCCUCAAAUCGGCGGUGGCAUGUUUAGUACGUCACAGCCUUCCUUGCUGGCAAACGUCAACGCAGCACUUUACGAUCGACCUAGCUCUGCCUUCCAAAUCAAUCCGGAAAUCCUUCAAGGCUCAGCACCCGGCACUAAGGCAUACCCUGGCGGGCCUCGACCUUAUCCUUCUGGAAAUAUGGCAUCUGCUCAGUCACGUUCCCACACAGCACAGCCACAAGCUUUGGAUCAGCGUCAAUCUUCUGCCCCUGCUGGGUCCAUGAACGGGCAGCCUAUGCAUCCCAACGACCCUCGUGGAAGACCGACAGUAAACACUCGGAUCGCGUCCGGGCCACCGAACCUGCAGUCGCAUCCGAUGAGUCCGACGCCAGCGCCUGGUCAGCUUCAGCACCCGCAAACAGCACCUCAACCAUCCCAGCCGCCUGUAGGCCUUGGGUACCAAGCACCAUAUACCGAGCGACCACAGACAGUUGAUCCUACGUGGCGCGACAAAUCCGAGCCGCGACGAGGAAGGAACGCGCGUCCAGCACAAGAAAGUAGAUAUCGACCUGCCGCUGGAAAUGGCAAGUUACCUACUGCCGGCGGUACGCCCCUGGGACGUGGUGGUGGCAAGACAUCAACACCACCACAAAAUCAGAGUCCUGCGCGACCGGGUAGCGACUCUACCACACCCAAACCUGCUGCCGAAGGUUUGAGUGCACCCAAGCCACCUAAGAAGGGACCUCAGACUUUUGACGAAAUGGGCGUUCCUGCGCAUAAUCAGGACAAGGACUGUGUUGUUAUGUAAUCGGAUACUUCUUUGAUACCAGAAAGACAGGACAGAACUGGAAGUGUAAUACAGCGAGGCGUUUUGUGGAUCUGAAAGGCGCUAAUAUGUCGAAAUUUGCAUGAUGAGGCUAAAAGCAUAGCAUAGUGAGCAUGCCUACCUAUUUGAACCAAUGUGAUAAUGGCUAUGAACGUGACAGAUUUGGUCUCGAUUGAUAUCAGUCAGAAGUGAGGAAUAACCCAGGGGCGAAUUUGAAGACGAAGAAGAUAAAUCAGCUAGACACACAGUCACGAUAGGCGA